UCUUGCUUUACAAUGUGCUGUUUCAGCUUGUCUUCAUCCAUUGAUACGUCAAGCAGAAUCCUCAAUUUGACUGACAGGGCAUCGCAUGGCAUCUUCGCGAGCUACGACGAGGGACUUCGAGCGGCGCCUGCCCUGAACCACGUACUCCUGACGGGAUGCACCGGAAGCUGCGCAAGAGCGUCAUCUGGACGGCCCUCGGCGCGAGCGCAGUCACGUUACUCUUCACCUGCACCACUUUCAAGACCUGCAUCCUGCGCGAUGGCACACCUCAGAAGAGCCCCAUCGAGGUUCCCGUCCUCCGGAGCAUCCUGUCCACUUACACCGAGGUCUUCACCCUGCCGCCGUUCAGGCUGGACUCGCAGUCAUUGUACCGAGUCUACGAGAAUGCUAUCGAAGGCGACAAGCGGCCGUCCGAUAGAGCAGUCGUGUGUUUGUCCACCAUCGCUUCGCUGGACCAUCUGCACUGGCUACGUGAGCUCUCCGAGCACUGGACCGGCCCGGUGUCGGUGGCUGUGUUCUUCAGGGAGGACUUCGACCUGCAGCUAAUGGUGACGUAUGUGCACGUGCUCAGGGUGUGCUUCCCGGCCAUCAGGGAGAACUUCAGUUUUCACUUUGUGUCGCCCGCGGAUAGGAACGACAGUGGUGCGAAAGAUACGUUCGCGUGGGAAGACGUCGACAAACCGCUGUUCUGUGACAGCCACCGUGCUCUGUUGCGUGCCUUUCUGUCAAUCACGCGGAGGCGAGGCUGGCCCCGCUUGCUUUUCCCGCAGAACCACCUAAGGAACGUCGCCCGUGAUGGCUGCGUUUCCAGCCCGUAUUUCUACGCGACGGACGUGGACGUGAUGCCGCAGUACGGACUGUAUGAUCGGCUGUCCGCCUUCCUGCUGCGGCAACCGCCUUGUACAAAGUGCCUUUACGUCGUGCCUGCUUUCGAAGGCACCGAAUUUGUCACCCAUCCGAGGACCAAGAGCGCUUUGCUCAGCAGAACAGGAAACAGGAAAGACUUCCGAGUGUAUCACGCGGUGGCGUUCAGCAAAAACCAGCGGGCCACGAAUUUCAACAAAUGGAGGAAAGUCCCGAGCAAGAGCGACCUCUUCGUAGCUUACGAAGCUGUCUUCGAAUUCGGCUACGAGUGCUUCUACGUCGGUCCUCAUGACGUACCCAAGUUUCGCGAGAUAUUCAUCGGUUACGGAUUCACGAGAAACGUCCAGACUCUGGAGGCACACCUGGCCGGCUUCCGGUUCCUGGUGCUGAGUGACGCGUUCGCCAUCCACCGGGGGAUGCGCAACACCACCACCAACGACAGCGUCCGCAACGCGGAGAAGAUGCACAACUACCGCGUAUUCCUCAGCUUCCGCAAGACGCUCCAGCAGCGCUACGGCAAAGGGCGAGAGUUCUCGUGACGCCCGCUGGUCCCCGCUGCCCUCCUCACAUUCGGAGAAAUAAACCCGAAAAC
This is a messenger RNA of Dermacentor silvarum, 1456 nucleotides long. RefSeq names its product beta-1,4-glucuronyltransferase 1. Bases 156 to 1403 code for a protein of 415 amino acids. Gene Ontology annotation, molecular function: glucuronosyltransferase activity. The transcript has 5 exons. The record is from RefSeq and is a predicted model, not a curated record. NCBI's taxonomy places the organism in Eukaryota, Metazoa, Arthropoda, Arachnida, Ixodida, Ixodidae.